Molecule: messenger RNA, 525 nt
Organism: Penicillium concentricum
Lineage: Eukaryota; Fungi; Ascomycota; Eurotiomycetes; Eurotiales; Aspergillaceae
Product: TPR-like protein
Exons: 1
Coding region: 1-525 (174 amino acids)
Biological process (GO): microtubule-based movement
Cellular component (GO): membrane-bounded organelle; cytoplasm; kinesin complex
Molecular function (GO): kinesin binding
Source: RefSeq, a predicted model, not a curated record
AUGCCCCGGAGCAGGCAUGGGGCAAUUAUACUACUGUCAAACACCAGCCAAACAAAUCGUGUGUACUGGCGGCCAUACAUAGCCCAUGCACAAUAUGCUUUGGGCGGGGAUGAGAAGAAGUGUAGCAAUGAAGAAUUCAAUCUUGCGCAGAAGUGUGGGGACUGUCUUUACUACGACGGACGAUACCGCGAAGCGGAGACUAUGUAUCAGAUGGUCCUUGUUUCUCGGGAGAAUGUGCUAGGGCACGAACACACAGACACGCUCACCAGCGUCAACAACCUUGGUUUAGUCCUUUCCCACCAGGGCAAGUACGAAGAGGCCGAAGCCAUGCACCGGCGGGCGUUACAAGACCGAAAAAAAGUGCUAGGGCUGGAACGCCCAGACACGCUCACUAGCGCCAGCAACCUUGGCUCAGUCCUUGAUAGCCAAGGCAGGUACGAAGAGGGCGAAGCCAUCCGUCGGCGCCGUCCAUGGGACCAGAUCCGGCUGGGAACGGGGCGCACGGACGGAAAUUUGGACCAGUAA